CUUCUCCCGGGCCGGACCUGUCACACGGAGCAGCGGUGACCCUGCACUGCAGGUUACAGCCCGGAAUUCUCCAGAACUAGGAUCCAGCUUCACAGCACCAGCACAGCACUGACUUACCCAAGACUGCGCAUCUGACAACAUGGAUUUUUCCAAACUGCCAAAGAUCCGUGAUGAGGAGAGGGAGAGCCAGUUUGGCUAUGUUCAUGGCGUCUCCGGGCCCGUGGUCACUGCAUCCAAUAUGGCGGGAGCAGCCAUGUACGAGUUGGUCCGUGUGGGGCACUGUGAGCUGGUGGGGGAGAUCAUUCGCUUAGAAGGAGAUAUGGCCACUAUCCAAGUAUAUGAGGAGACCUCUGGCGUAUGUGUUGGAGAUCCCGUGCUCCGUACCGGAAAGCCCUUAUCGGUGGAGCUCGGCCCGGGAAUCAUGGGCUCUAUUUUCGAUGGUAUCCAGAGGCCCCUGAAAGACAUCAGCGACUCUACCCAGAGUAUUUAUAUCCCCAGGGGUAUCAACGUAUCCGCACUGAGCAAAGACAUCAAGUGGGAGUUCAACCCUUCCAAGAGUAUCAGGGUUGGCAGUCACAUUACCGGCGGGGACAUUUAUGGUGCAGUGAUGGAGAAUUCCCUCAUUAGACAUAAAAUCAUGCUGCCUCCUCGCAAUCGCGGCACAGUCACUUACAUUGCACCCCCUGGGCACUAUGACACAUCGGAUGUGGUGCUGGAGUUGGAGUUCGAAGGGGUGAAAGACAAGUUCACUAUGGUGCAGGUGUGGCCUGUAAGGAGCAUCCGUCCAGUCACAGAAAAGCUGCCCGCAAAUCACCCACUGCUGACUGGGCAAAGAGUGCUCGACGCCCUAUUCCCGUGUGUACAGGGAGGAACCACCGCAAUCCCAGGGGCCUUCGGCUGCGGUAAAACCGUCAUCUCUCAGUCCCUAUCCAAGUAUUCCAACAGCGAUGUUAUUAUCUACGUAGGAUGUGGGGAGAGAGGAAAUGAGAUGUCUGAAGUCCUGAGGGAUUUCCCAGAGCUGACAAUGGAAGUGGAUGGAAAAACCGAGAGCAUCAUGAAAAGAACUGCUCUUGUGGCCAACACCUCCAACAUGCCUGUGGCAGCCAGAGAGGCCUCUAUAUACACAGGUAUCACCUUGUCCGAGUAUUUCCGAGACAUGGGCUACCACGUCAGCAUGAUGGCAGAUUCCACAUCACGAUGGGCAGAGGCUCUCCGAGAAAUCUCAGGGCGUCUGGCCGAAAUGCCUGCUGACAGUGGUUAUCCUGCCUACCUGGGAGCUCGCUUGGCCUCUUUCUAUGAGCGUGCCGGCCGAGUAAAGUGUCUGGGGAACCCUGAAAGGGAAGGGAGCGUCAGCAUUGUUGGAGCUGUCUCUCCUCCUGGUGGGGAUUUCUCCGACCCUGUCACAUCGGCCACUCUGGGCAUCGUCCAGGUAUUUUGGGGGCUAGACAAGAAGCUGGCCCAGAGGAAGCACUUCCCCUCCGUCAACUGGCUGAUAAGCUACAGCAAGUACACGCGGGCGCUGGACGAGUACUACGAUAAGCACUUCCAAGAGUUUGUGCCGCUCAGGACCAAGGCCAAAGAGAUCCUGCAGGAGGAAGAGGAUCUGGCAGAAAUUGUGCAGCUGGUCGGGAAGGCUUCCUUGGCAGAGACCGAUAAAAUCACCCUGGAAGUGGCCAAGCUCAUUAAAGAUGAUUUCUUGCAGCAGAACGGAUACACCCCAUACGACAGGUUCUGUCCAUUCUACAAAACCGUGGGGAUGCUCUACAACAUGAUCGCCUUCUAUGACAUGGCCCGGCGUGCCGUGGACACCACCGCCCAGAGCGAUAACAAGAUCACGUGGUCUAUCAUCAGGGAACACAUGGGAGAGAUCCUCUACAGACUCACCUCCAUGAAAUUUAAGGACCCAGUAAAGGAAGGGGAAGCCAAGAUCAAGGCAGACUAUGCGCAGCUCCUGGAGGACAUGCAAAAUGCCUUCCGCAGCCUGGAAGACUAAGAGCCGCCGGUCGUUUCCACUUCUCUGCCAUCUCAUCAUCUCAGACCUUCCGCCCCUGUGCCUGCCGGGGCCCCCCUUCUAUAUUUGCAGAAGAGAUCUAUUGUUCCUUAUUCCACAUUAUUAGGUCUUACAGAAACAGACUGUCCAUUCCAGUGUCCCGGCUGCCCAGUGCAGCUGUUUGUCUCAUUCAUGUGCUGAAUGUUCUAGUGAAGCCCAAAGUGCUGGGUGGCUGCUGUUACACCAGAGAUUCUGUAUCCAAAUCAAUACAAUCUAUUGGGGAUAAAUGGCCCCCCCUUGGGCUGGGAGAAUCGCUGAACUGCAUCUUCCGCCUGAUAUAAUACACUUUCUGUCCUUGCACCUUGCCCUUUAGUCUGGCCGAGUCCAUUGGCAAUUGAAGGGGUUGUUCACCUUUCAGUUAACGUUUAGUAUGACGUAGAGAGUCAUAUUUCAAGGCAAUUUGCAAUUGGUCUUCAUUUUUUUGUAUUAUUUUUAGUUCACUUUUUUUUCAGCAGCUAUCUGGUUGCUAGGGUCCAAACUACCCUAGCAACCAGGGAGCAGUUUAAAUGAGAGGCUGGUAUAUGAAUAAGAGGGGACCUAAAUAGAAAAGUUAUAAAAAAGUAUCAACAACAAUAAAUCUAUAGCCUCACAGAGCAAUAGUUUUUGGCUGCCGGGGUCAGUGACCCCCAUUUGCACAGAAAUAAUGAAGACCAAUUGAAACGCUGCUUAGAAUAGGCCAUUCUGUAACAUAGUAAAACUUAACGUAAAGGUGAACCCCCCUUUAAUAGGCUCCCCCCCCCCCAUUCACACACCAGCAUUAUUCCCAGUAACAAUCACAUAAUGUGGGAUUUGCUAAUGUGCUUAUUAGUUAUUUGCCCCAGGGUAUGGUUGGCAUGAAUGGAAGAGCGGCAUGUUAUACUCAAUGGGCAUUGGCUUCUCUUCCAGUCUCUCUGGCUCAGGAGUUGGGAACUUGGGUCUAGUGAAACUGAAUAUAACGGUACAUUUUGCUCAUCAUGUGACUUUAAGUGAGGGUCUUGUGUUUACUUACCCUGUAGCUGGGGUGGGAGUGCCUAACUGCGCUCAGUACAACACUAGGUACACAGGACUCUGAGCACUAAUGCCCACGUACAAACUGUGGUCCUGGGGUGGUAUGAAAGGGUUAACCCUCAUGGGUAUUUGUCUUAUGUAUUGUUUACAUUCCCAACACUGCACCAUUGGCCCUGGGCCCCUGCAUUGAAUCCCCUGCACCAAUAGAAAGGAAGGUGGAAUGAUGGGAAACCACCAGAGGGCAGUAUUUCAUGUCACGUAUUGGAGUGUACAGGGCAAGAAGAAGUUCUUUCACCCUGCUGCCCAGAAUCUCUGCCUUUGUAAGCCCGCCUGCCUUUGGGGUGCUUUGCGCUGGCAAAUUCACUGUAAUAUCCCUUAUGGAUAUAUUUCCUCAGAGCAACAAGAAGUUCUUUCACCCUGCUGCCCAGAACCUCUGCCCUUUGUAAGCCCACCUGCCUUUGGGGUGCUUUGCGCUGGCAAAUUCACUGUAAUAUCCCUUAUAGAUAGAUUUCCUCAGGGCAGCAAGUUCUUCCACCCUGCUGCCCAGAAUAUCUGCCCUUGUAAGCCCGCCUGCCUUUGGGGUGCUUUAGCAAAUUCACUGUAAUGUCCCUUCCAUCCCUUAUGGAUACAUUUCCUCAGGGCAGCAAGGAGUUUUUCCAUCCUGCUGCCCAGAAUCUCUGCCCUUGUAAGCCCGCCUGCCUUUGGGGUGCUUUGGAGUCAACGCUAGCAAAUUCACUGUAAUGUCCCUUCCAUCCCCUAUGGAUACAUUUCCUCAUCUUGUACUAAGUGUUGUAAAAUUCUCAAGAUGAAAUAAUAAAAGAAAAAAAAAAAAAUCUCGAUGUUUAGAGCGUUGGAGUGCGUGGAACACGGCGCAGCUGUGUGUAGACAAUGAGUUUGUGUAUUUAUUUGUGUGCAAAGUCGGGCGCCAGUCUCUUUGGCCGCUUCCGCUGCAUUUCUGUUCUUAUUGGCUGUACCCGCCCAGUGUUUGAGCCUGUGUCACUGUAUUGUUCCUUUCUUCCUCGCCCGUCGGCACUGAGGGAAAGUGAGGAAUGCACUCUGAUUUCAUGACUUGAAGUAAAGUGUAAAGUUGUUAAAAUUCUUGAGAAUAAAAUAUAACUUUAAAUUUCA
This is a messenger RNA of Xenopus tropicalis (tropical clawed frog), 4165 nucleotides long. RefSeq names its product ATPase H+ transporting V1 subunit A (gene atp6v1a). Gene Ontology annotation, cellular component: cytoplasm; proton-transporting V-type ATPase, V1 domain; vacuole. Gene Ontology annotation, molecular function: ATP binding; proton-transporting ATPase activity, rotational mechanism; ATP hydrolysis activity. The record is from RefSeq and is marked provisional. Gene Ontology annotation, biological process: ATP metabolic process; proton transmembrane transport; homeostatic process. Lineage: Eukaryota; Metazoa; Chordata; Amphibia; Anura; Pipidae.